AUGAUGGCCUCUAUUUCGCCUUCUCAUACCAUUCUUUUGCCCCAUCUUCCACCGAAGACACUCGUUGGCAUCGACCUCAUUACUUUCACCUCCACACCGAAUUUCCAUGGUAUUCGAGAUCUACCUGCCGGAUGGCAUUUUCUGUACACAGGGACAACCGAGAGUUUGUCUCUGAGAUGUGGUGCAUGGUUCUUCGUCGGCGACAUCAAUGCUGCUGGCAGGCUCGGCGAUGAAAAAGCUAUGGUCAGCACGACGCGCGGAAAUACCGGAUCCGAGAUCAUCGUUUGGAAAUGGGAUUCUAAUACGGAGACACUUAUACCAUUUUUUGGUAAUAGCGACUCGGAUAUACAGGAUGCAAUGCGAUAUAAAGCAAACUUGUCCGCUAUUUGGCAACGAGGUGGAUUGUUCCAAUACCGCAGUCGCGUACCCCCAUCUUCGCUAUCAAAGCGUACGCCAGAGAACCCGGUACCGGUACAAGACGAGGACGAUGAAGAAAACGAAGAAAAUAGCAGAAAAGACUGGCAGGAUCUGACGGACAGACUUACCCCUGCGCUUCUAACGCGAAUCAUCGGGGACCCCGAUUUGGAUGUCGAUGACCGGCUUCGAUGGAUGGUCACCUCUGCUAGUACAGCAAAGAGAGAUGACGAUGAUAUUCCAGGCAUUAAUGACUCCACAGAAGCGACCGAUGGUCUCGGAAGGGCUAUUGCAGAACAAGAUUCCGAGUUCUCCUUUCUUCCUAUUAACCUUAAAAUAACAUGGAGGGAAGGGGCUAUUGGACGCGAAAGGACCGAAGCCGCUCAAGAUCGAUCAUGGGCACUAGGGGAAUUGGUACAUCAGGCUAGUACAAGCCAGGAUAGUUUGAGGGAGGCUACUGAGCGCAUUGGAGAGACACAGGUGCUGGGGGAGCUGCAAUUUACGUUCCUCAUGAUCCUAACCCUGAUGAACUAUUCCUGUCUGCAACAAUGGAAAAGGUUGCUGGAAUUAAUCUUAACGUGUCGGAUUGCAAUCAAGGAGCGAGAAUUAUUUAUGAGAGAUGUCCUCAGGUUGCUUUUGCUGCAGCUUCAGCGAUGCGAUGAUGUGGAGGGCGGGCUGUUCGACCUCGAUGGAGAAGAAGGGGGAGAUUUCCUACGGAAACUAUUGGUUAGGUUCAGGAAAUCAUUAUUUGAGGUGGUCGGCGAAAACCAUUCACAAGUGAAGGACGAAUUCGAGAAGCUCGAGAAAUGGGUUAAAGACGAAUAUGACUGGGAGCUCAACCGCGGGGUGAUUGUCCAGCGUGGCAUGCUUCAGUUGGAGGAUGGAGAGCAGGUCGAGAUGGACACGAACGAGGGCGACGAGGACGACGAAAUGGGAGAGUAUGCGCCAGUUGUGGUAGAACUGGGUGAAGAGGGAGAGGAGAUAGGUAAAUAUUAA
Messenger RNA from Aspergillus tanneri, 1410 nucleotides. RefSeq names its product AAR2 splicing factor family protein. The record is from RefSeq and is a predicted model, not a curated record. Bases 1 to 1410 code for a protein of 469 amino acids. Lineage: Eukaryota; Fungi; Ascomycota; Eurotiomycetes; Eurotiales; Aspergillaceae. The transcript has a single exon. Gene Ontology annotation, biological process: spliceosomal tri-snRNP complex assembly.